Molecule: messenger RNA, 885 nt
Organism: Magallana angulata
Lineage: Eukaryota; Metazoa; Mollusca; Bivalvia; Ostreida; Ostreidae
Product: C-type mannose receptor 2-like
Exons: 4
Coding region: 41-793 (250 amino acids)
Molecular function (GO): signaling receptor activity
Source: RefSeq, a predicted model, not a curated record
GACAAACUAGCAAAUCAUAACCGAAGUAGACACUACCAAAAUGUUUAUUUCGACGUUUCAAAUAUAUUUCUGGAUCUUAGUAUUUGAAACUGCUAAGUUGCAUGUUAAAGGCCAGGCGACUGUUCGUUUUCUAAAGUUUAAACAAGACGCAAGGUUUGAUCACAUUUUACCCCGAUCAGAUGAGUACUACAUCUACACGCUGAUUUUACAUUCUGUAAUUCGAUGUGCACUGGAGUGUAAUGCAAGACAGCCACUGUGUGUUGGGGUACUGUAUAAUAGUAAUUCGAAGACUUGUAAACUACUGAGGUUCUACUUAACCCAGGUCAACAUAUACAAAGAGGAAUAUGGAGACAACUGGAAAUACUACCCCAUGAAACUAGGAGUUUCUGAUGGACCUUGGUUUCAGUACACGGAAAAUAAACACUGGUACUUCUAUAGUGAGAAUGAAAUGACAUGGCAGGAAGCCAAGGACGAGUGCAGGGUAAGAAAUUCGCAUCUAGUGGAGCUAACGACCAUCGGUGAAAACGACUUCCUUCUUCAAAAAAGCUAUGAAAUAGGUUCAUGUGUGCCAAUCAACAUUUAUAAUUGUGGUUUGUGGAUCGGACUCAAUGACCAAGAAGAGGAAGGCCAGUUCAAAUGGGAAAAUUCCAACCUCCCAGUGACCUUCAGCAACUGGUUGCCGGGGGAACCAGAUGGCAGAGAACAUAAGAACUGUGUAGAAAUGCUGCAGGACGGAACAUGGAACGAUCGACAUUGUUGGCGUAACAACCCCUUCGUCUGUGAGAUGGCUUGACAUUUGUUUAUCAUUAAGAUUCCACCCUCCAAAUUUUUUUUAAAGUUGGAUAGAUGGUUUUCCUGAAAUUUUCAUGGAUGAUAAAGAAUGAU